AUGGUAAAGCCCACCGUUGACAUCAGCUCUGGAAACGAGACGCUCGACGCGAUUCUCGGCGGGGGGCUCACCGCCAACCGUAUCUACUUGCUCGAUGGCCACCCGGGCGCCGGUAAGACAACCCUCGGCUUGCAGUUUCUAUUGGAGGGCGUCCGGCUCGGGGAGAAAGGCCUCUACGUUUCGCUCUCCGAGACGAAGGACGAGCUCUACGGCAUCGCGGAGUCGCACGGCUGGGACCUCAGCGAGAUCGAUAUCUACGAACUGGUCGACACCACGAACUCUCUCGACGCGGAAUCGCAGUACACCAUCUUCCAACCCUCGGAAGUGGAACUCGGCGAGACGACGCGGCGCAUGCUCGAGCGUGUCGAAGCGCAGAACCCACGGCGCGUGGUGAUCGAUUCCCUCUCCGAGUUGCGGCUGCUGGCCCAAAACCCGUUGCGCUACCGGCGACAGAUUCUGGCGCUGAAGCAGUUCUUUGUCGGCCGCGACUGCACGGCCAUCUUCCUCGACGACAAGACCUCGAGCGACAACGACCUGCAGCUGCAAAGCCUCGCCCACGGCGUCGUGAGCCUCGACCGCAACCCGUCGGAGUUCGGCGACGAACGGCGGCGGCUGCGGAUCGUCAAGUUCCGCGGCAGGCAUUUCGUCAGCGGCUGGCACGACUUCGACAUCGAGCGGGGCGGCGUCCAGAUCUAUCCGCGCAUCGAGGCCGCUUACCAUGAGCUUUCGUGGGCGAAGAAGUCGCGCGUACUCAGUGGGAACGAGUCGCUCGACGCCCUGCUGGGCGAGGGCGUCGCGCCGGGGACAAGCACCCUGAUGCUCGGCCCGGCAGGCGUCGGUAAAUCCUCGUGUUCGACGCUCUUCGCCGUUACCGCUUGCAAGCGCGGCGAGCGGGCCGUCAUCUUCGUCUUCGACGAGAGUAAGGAGACGCUGCGGAUGCGAUCCGCGGGACUCGGCAUGGACUUGGAAGAGUUCGAGAAGUCCGGGCUGCUCGAGAUCCACUCGGUGAAUCCCGGCGACGUCUCGCCCGGUCGAUUCGCCUACCUGGUCCGCCAAGCCGUCCAGCCCCGCGAAGACGGCGCGCGGGUGUCGGUGGUCGUCAUCGACAGCCUGAACGGGUACCUCAGCGCGAUGCCCGAGGAGCGCUUCUUGCAGAUUCAGAUGCACGAGUUGCUCCACUACUUGGGCAGUUGCGGCAUCUCGACGUUCCUCAUUGUCGCGCAACACGGCAUGCUCGGCGCCUCGAUGAAGACGCCGGUUGACGCCAGUUAUCUCGCCGACACGGUGAUCCUCUUCCGCUACUUCGAGGCGGCGGGUGAAAUCCGCCAAGCGAUCUCGGUCGUCAAGAAGCGCGACGGCACGCACGAGCGUUCGAUACGUGAACUCCAUAUGGGGGAUGGCAAGAUACGCGUCGGUGAACCGCUCCGCGCCUUCCAUGGCGUUCUGGCCGGCACGCCAACGUACAAAGGAGACAUAAACGAACUCAUCGACCGAGGCAGCGACGCCGAGAUCACCGUCCGUCUGUUCGACGAGAACGGCUUCGAAUCGCACAUCUGCCACAACCUCGAUGAGUUGUGCGAAGAGGUCCAUCUCGGCGCCGGAGCCGUCGUCAUCGCCGAAGAACGGUUGCUCGACGACGCCGACGGGCUCGUUGAACGGAUGCUGCGGGAGCAGGCGGCGUGGUCCGAUUUGCCAGUGAUCAUCCUCACGCUCCCGAGCGAGAUCAAUCUGCGCGCGCUGGACGGGUGGCAUCAGUCGGCCAACGUCACGCUGGUGAGACGCCCGCUGCAGAUCGCAUUGUUCCUCAGCGUCAUCCGCUCGCGGCUCAGCGACCGCCUCCGGCAGUACACGGUGCGCGACCUUGUCGAGACGCUCGACAAGCGGGGGCGGGAGUUUCGGCAGCUCGCCGACUCGAUGCCACAAAUGGUGUUCGCCGCCGACCGCCGCGGGCGGUUGGAGUAUCUAAAUCACCGGGCUAGCGCUUACCUCGGCGUUAGCUUGGAAGAGGCCCGGCGCCUCCAGUGGACCGAAGCCAUCCAUCCCGAUGACGCCGAUGACGCCCAAGCGAAAUGGCGGCGAUCGAUCGACGGCGGCGUCACGUUUCAAUGCGAGGUCCGUGUGCGCGACGUCCGCACGAACAAGUACCGCUGGCACUUGGCCCGUGCACUACCGAUCUAUGACGAGACCGGCGUGAUCGCUCGCUGGUUCGGGACGGGCACCGAUAUCCACCAACAGAAACUCACCGAGCAGAAACUCAGCUCGGCGCUGGAACGCGCCGCAGCAGCGGGCGCCGCCAAGAGCGAGUUC
Messenger RNA from Symbiodinium sp. CCMP2456, 2307 nucleotides. NCBI's taxonomy places the organism in Eukaryota, Dinophyceae, Suessiales, Symbiodiniaceae. The record is from the annotation of a GenBank genome assembly.